CCCCACACCUCCGGGCGGCCGCAGCCACAGAAGGGAGGCGCGGCCCAGUGCCUGCGCAUGCGCGCCCGUGCGGUGCCGCCGCCGCGCCGCCAUCUUGGAGCCUCCUCUCCUCAGUUUUCUUGCAAUUCCUGCUAUUCACUCAUGCUGAGCUAUGUUUACAUUUAUGGUGAGACCUUUAUAUUGCUGCCCAGUCUGUCGUAGUGGGACCCACCCUGCCAAAGGAGAUGCUGCAGUAAGGCCGUAACUACAAGGAAUUAACAGGGUGAACAGCCAAUGGAGAUUCCAAGCACCUUCAGGAGUCAACUGGCAAACUGCCUGAAAACAGCAGAGCAUUUAAACGACAUUUCUUCCAAUGGAGGAUCUGGGAAUGACAUCCAGACCUGGGAGCCUGGCAGUUCAACGAGGCAGAGAAGAAGGGCACAAAAUUUUACUGACACCGACCUACAAACGCUUCUGAAUAAGAUGCAGCCAAGGAGAGACAGACUGCUGGGUGUGCAUGGAAGAAAACCACAGAAAUCUAUUUCACGUGCCAUGUGGAGAGAGGUGGCAAUGGCACUGAACGCCACCUCUCUGACCUCAAGGACUGCAGACCAGUGUCGGAAGAAGUUCAAUGACCUAACCAGAGCAGGCAAGGAAAAAUUAAUGCACAACGCGCGUGAGGGACAGGAAUGCAAAGGGUACAUCCCCAACAUUAAGGAGCUCACCCCUUACGAGGAUCAGGCUGUGGAGUUGGCGGGUAGACAGUGUGGUCUUGCAGUGGUGGCGGACGGUGAGAUUGGUGUGACGCUGCAGGCUACAGAGCCUUCACAGCAGUGGGGUCCAGAGGAGCAGGAUGACGAUGACGAUGAUGAGGAUGAGGAUGAUGAUGAGAAGCCCUGCUUCUUCAUUGACUACGAUAAUGAGGAGGAGGAUGAGGAUCUUGAAAGCAAACCAGAUCGUGAGUCCUUGCAACUUGAUCCAUCUCCGUGUUCUACAGGUCCAGCCCCUUCAUUCUCAACCUCCUCGAACAUAGAUUUUCCACUCCCCUGCUCCAGCUCCGAUGUGCUCACCAGAGAACGGUUAGAUAGCAUCAGUGAGGAGGAUGCAUUGGGCGAUGGCCAAGAUGUCAGGGAGCCAUAUAACUGGGCAGCGGACGAGGACGUGUCAUCUUCACAGCGGAGGCCGAGAAAAAGGAUGCAUCCUGUCUCGGAGCCGUGGGACCCUGACCUGUCGGGCACUCGGCCAAAGCGAAGGAUGUUCAACGAACAUCUUGCAUACUUGCAGCCCCUGCGAUCGAUAUUCGAGGAUGUGCAGCACCUGACCACAGUAACACUGGAAUCUACAGCCCUCAUCUGCAGCAGCAUCAAGGAAGCUUUCGCUUCCCUGCAGACGUCGAUGGAGCACGUGGCAGCUUCACUUGAAACUGCAGCACACCUUCAUCUCCGUAACACCCAGGAACCACUCCGUGCCCCUGGCUUUCAGGAACUUAUAGCUGCUAUUAGACCAACCGUUCAUCUGGUCAAUGGGAACAUAAAUGCAGGGCCCAGUGUAGCUGAGAGUAACCUGCCUGGUGUGGCCAAUUCUCAGGACAGCAUCACCUGGCAGAGGUCUGGCCUGCCCCCUCUCAGUACCAGAGCAUCAGAGUUUCGGAAGCAACGUCAGUCAGCUCAUGCAGGAGCUCAGGAGAUGCAGGCAGCGGCUGCUCCCAGCCAGGAGCCGGCAGCGCAAGGAGGAGCUGUGAGUGAGCUCGUUAACUAUGGCAGCAAGAUCCAAACCUCGUUCCUCAAAAUCUCUGUUUACAUCACUGAUGAGUUUAGCUCAUGUGUUCCCUCAUUGGCGUUAUCACAGAACUACCUGCAAUUAGUGUGUCCUGGUGUCCAGGCCCAGUCUCGGCAGCAACUCCCCGCCGUGGAGCCGCCCGUCACUCCGGCAACGCACCCGGCCGGCAAGCAAGUCACCCCGGCAACCGCCCCGCCCGUCCGUCACCCCGACAAAGCCCCGCCCCGCCCUCCGUCACCCCGGCAACGCCUCGCCCGUCACCGCUAUCGCCCCGCCCCGCACCCCGUCACCGCUAUCGCCCCGCCCCGCACCCCGGCAACGCGAUCGCCCCGCCCGUCACCCCGGCAACGCGAUCGCCCCGCCCCGCACCCCGGCAACGCGAUCGCCCCGCCCGUCACCCCGGCAACGCGAUCGCCCCGCCCGUCACCCCAGCAACGGCACCGCCCGUCACUCCAUCUGUCGGGCGCGGCCUGA
Messenger RNA from Leucoraja erinaceus (little skate), 2232 nucleotides. Its product is annotated as histone acetyltransferase KAT6A-like. Lineage: Eukaryota; Metazoa; Chordata; Chondrichthyes; Rajiformes; Rajidae. Bases 274 to 2232 code for a protein of 652 amino acids. Gene Ontology annotation, cellular component: nucleus. The transcript has 9 exons. The record is from RefSeq and is a predicted model, not a curated record.